Messenger RNA from Zootoca vivipara (common lizard), 3738 nucleotides. The record is from RefSeq and is a predicted model, not a curated record. Lineage: Eukaryota; Metazoa; Chordata; Lepidosauria; Squamata; Lacertidae.
AGAGGUCUUCCCAGUUGGCUUGGCAUCACGUGCUACAGCUUGGGCAUCGGUACGUCCUCACUGCUCUUAAAACAUCUUGCCUUAAAGCUUCUGGAUUGAGGGUGUUCAUCACCAGCUCCUCCUCACACCUGCUACCUUACUGUAUGGAACGAGUGAUGGAGCAAUCUUUGGACAGUACUUCAGAGGGAAGUCCAACUGUGUCUGUUUCCACCAAGGCCUGUGAGCAGCUGAGCAGCUCGUUGGAGCUGGAGGAGGAAGCGAAUACGGUGGUUCCAGCUCGGAAGUCCCAGAUGAUCUCCUAUGCAGGCACUAUCACCCAGGUGCUAAAUGCCCAAGCUGGGCUCUAUGAACUGGACAACAAGUUAACUCUGUGUCUUGCUUAUCAGCAGAUGUUGAAUUCUGGCCGUGGGCUCCGACCAGGAGCAGGCGUAGAGCUCCAAGACGUCCACCUUGUGCAGAAGCCCUUAGCUGCCUCGCCUUCUGUACUUGGAGCUUGCCUGCGUAGCAUGGUUGUGCUGAAGAGCUUUUCGGCAUGCAGCACAUUAUACCAGCCUGUAGCCUCCUUUGGGAAUCUUUAUAUUCAGCUGCUUUUGCGUUUCAAUUUGAGCCUGCCGCUCUAUAUCUGGCUGGUCAGCUUGCUAGAGACUUUUGAGCAGAGGUUUUGUUGUUCCCUUCCGAACCAGCAGUCGUUGCACUGCUUUAGCCACCAAGCCCUGGGGGCAGCAGAGAAGUUUAUUGUUCCUAUUCUGAAUGUUCUGGUGCCGCUCGGAAAACAAGAGAGAAACAUCCAUCAGGAGAUUCUGGCAGAAAAGCACCACUGCCCCCUAGAGCAGUAUCAGAGUUUGGAGCCGCCAUGUCAGAUUCCACCUUUCUCUCUGCUGUCUGCUAUGGCUGAGAAGAAAUGCUGGGAAAGCCUCAGUCCACUGCAGCAACUGAACUCAGUCCCCGAGCUCUGCAAUGUAAACGCCCAGGAGCUGAAUCUCAGAUUGGCCUGGUCCUACUCCAGUUUAUCUGCUGAGAGCUUUCAGCCUCGGAUGGUGUUGCUCGGGUGGCUAGACUAUUCCAGCAGUGGCUCCCUCAAGUUACAAGACAGAAGUAAAGCACUCCCUUGUAUAAUAUUUCACAGAGAUGGCCGGCCAUUUGCUGAUACGUCUUUAGUAGGGUGCCUCCUGCAAGUAGAAAUAUUUCAGUUUGUAAUGGAGCAAUUCCUUCGAAGUGAUUUCCCUUCUUGGCAGCAGCUGGGGUCACACGAGCACAUAAAGGAGAAGAAAACAAGGCCUUGCGUACAGUUUUGUUUUGAGGAUGUGGAGAUCCUUCAUACUCCUGAAAAGAGACCCUCCGAGGGUCACCGAGUGAAUGAAAGGACAUCUUCUCGAGCAGAAGGCAGUGGCUCCUCCGCAGCUGAGCCAAGAUCCCAAGAGGGCAGAAUAUCCAGCGCAGGAAGGGCAGAGUUGGGCCCCAGCACAGCAGAGCCUUCCCAGGGCAGCGCUGCAGAAGCGGGCUGUGUGUCUCGCCUGUUCCUCGUGACGCAGAAAGAGGGGCUCGUCUGGCGCAACUAUCUGCCGACUUCAGGAGACGGGAGCAAAGGCGGCCAGGCAGCGCAACUCUGCUUUCAAGCCACAGUGGUAUGGAUAGGCAGCCCUGAACUGUGCAAGAAUCUUGGAGAAACCAGGAGCCGGCAAGAGCUUAACACUUUUGCUCUGCAAGAGACGAGUGAAGCCCAGCAAAAACUGCUGCUCCUGUUCCUGAGGAAAUCGCUCCGGUGGUUCCCCUUCCUGCACCCUGAUCACCUGUACCAGCUCACCAUACCCCAGUGCACGGACUUGGGUGUCUUUGAUCAACUGUGCUGCUCGCCGGCACAAGAAAACCUGAACGCGCUGAGACGUUCCUUGUUUCUACCUGUUCCAGAUGGUGCCCUCCUGCACCACGUGGGCUGUGCUUCUCAGCUGGUUUCAGCAGUGCCAGAGAUGGAUCGAAAGCUGUUUUCCAUUGAGGAGAUUCUCAGCUCCAGUUUCACAGGCUCCUUGGUCUCUUUCUCUGGCCUAAUAGUGGAGAGGACUUUGCGUCAAUCUAUUGCUGGAAAGAAGUCGCCUGGAGAAGUUUUGAUGCAGCAGAAGGGUAACCUCUUACCCCGGGAUUACACCGUGAAGCUAAGUGUAUCACCUACAGUUGGUGCUUCAGAAGUGCUGGAUGUGUACAUUGAAACGGCAUUCUUGCCCUAUCUUUGGGGUUUGCUUCCUGGCGCCAGAAUUCUCUUUCAGAACUUGCAGCGCAAGGUUUCCAGAUUCAAAAACGUCUAUUGCACAUACAUUGUGUCCAGCUGCGUGUGUGUUCUGGCUGCUGCACCCCACGACCUUUCUUCCCUGCAGCUGGGUGCCACCUCUGCUCCUUCCGUGGUAUAUUUGUCCAAGAUAACACCUGAGCCGUCUAGUCUGUGCCAAGCACAGGUUGCCUGUCACUUGACGUGUGUCCUGUCUUUGUCCUUGCACUGGAGCUGUUCCCUUUGCAACAGCAUCUUCACAGAGGGAAGAUGCAGCCAGUAUAACCCACCUUGCCUGUCGCGUACAGGAGUGUGCAAAGCCCGUGCCAGAAUCAUAGUAGAAGAUGGAACAAGUGAAUUUGUGGUGGUAUGCAAGAACCAACAGGUGCAGAAAGUGCUGGGUUUGAGCACCAAGGAGUGGGAUGUUCUACAGAACCAUGUUCAGAACACAGGCAGUAUUGGCAUUCAGCACAGUGAAGUUACUACGGCUCCUGGGCAAACUGAGGAGCGUGAAGACAUGUUCACCUGGUACUUGAGAAGCUUAUGCAGAAGCCCAAUUGUCUGUCGGCCUGUCCUGUUGACUUUCAGACCUGAUAGAAAGCCCUUGGGGGAUCACGAGGCAGGCUCAGGACAGUUGAGGAGGUUUUUCUCCAAUGACUUGGAGUUCCUAAGUCAGACGAGGCAACGGUGGAACUUGAUGUGUCUGGAUGUCCAGGAGGCAACAUGAACAUGAUGCUUGUAACAAAAGGCUGUACAUCUCGGUUCUUACCCUGCUGCGGAAGAGCAAUUAUGAAAUUUCUGCUUCUUCCAUGCAACCCAUCAUUUGGAGACAUGACAUUUAUGUUUCUCAUAUAAAAUGCAGUAAAUGCAGUAAACUAUUUUGUGGCUUUUUAAUAAUAUUCCUAAUUGCUGUUGCAAAAAAAUAAACACCCAUGUUAAACAUCUAGCUUGUUUUUCUUUCAUGCAGAUGACUUAAUUUUCACCAUCUUUCGUGUAUUCUAGCCAAUUUUUUGCAAAUUCUGGCCCUGACCGUUCUAGCUACUAUGAAUGCAUAACAUGCCAGUUUUUAUUUUUGCUGAGUAGUAUUUUGAUAUACAUUCCGAGGCUUUGAGAGGUUUUGGGACAAGGGGAAUUCCAUAGCUGAGAGCCCCUCAAAACACUUCCUUCACAUUCUUGAGAUCUUGAUUAAUCAGAAUUAAGAGGAUUUCUAUGCAGUCUUAAGGGUCAUGUAAAAAAAAAGGACUGAGGUGCUCUGAUUUGCUAAACAGGCUUUUUUUUUUAAAGCCUCUUGACUUCCACUAAUCGCUAAGUGGAAGCUGAGCCCUCUAGCUGGAAAAAAAAAUCAAUGAAUAUUUUUGCUACACGAAGGAAGAACAGGUCAAGUAUAUUCUAAAUCCGUUUUUUAUUCUCAGUUACUUCAACAAUGUACACAGUUUCUAGCAACAGAUAAUGUACUUACUAUACAGGCUUUCCCUCCC